UUGAUUUCUUCUUCUAAAUCCCGAUAAACUUGUAAACAUCUUGGGCGCUUUCUCUUCCUUUCUCCCUUCCUUUUCAAUUAUCUCCUUCUUCCUCGGCCACUCUGUUUUUGCAGACUCUCUUCUCCAACUUCCAGCUGGGUUUUAGAGAUGAUUCAGAGGAGUUCAUGCUUACGCAGCUUGCUCCAAUCUCUGCGUUCUGGUUCUUUUUCUGAUCUCAAGGUUGGAGGCCAACGUAGAUAUCCAUCUAUGGCUGGUGCUUCUCUACAGGAACAGCUUAAGCCAUCUAGUUCCAGUGAACAUGAGUAUGCUAACGUGGAUUGGGAUGAUCUUGGAUUUGGGAUAACACCGGCAGAUUAUAUGUAUAGUAUGAAAUGUUCCAAAGGGGAGAAUUUUAGAGAAGGACUAGUAAUUCCCUUUGGGAAUAUUGAGUUGAGCCCUUCAGCUGGAGUCUUAAAUUAUGGACAGGGAAUUUAUGAAGGUACUAAGGCAUAUAGGAAAGAAGACGGAGGCAUUAUUCUCUUUCGUCCCGAUCAAAAUGCCAUUCGAAUGAAGAUUGGUGCAGAAAGAAUGUGCAUGCCUUGCCCUUCUGAAGAUCAGUUUAUUACCGCCGUGAAACAAAUUACAUAUGCUAACAAACAUUGGGUUCCUCCUCCGGGAAAAGGGUCUUUAUAUAUUAGGCCUCUACUUAUAGGAAGUGGUCCUGUACUGGGUUUGGCACCGGCACCUGAAUAUAGAUUCCUCAUAUAUGCUUCCCCUGUUGGCAAUUAUUUCAAGGAAGGCACGGCGCCUUUGAACUUAUAUGUUGAGCGAGAAUUUUCUCGUGCGGUUCCUGGUGGAUGUGGAGGGGUGAAGACAAUCGGUAAUUACGCUCCAGUUUUAAAGGCACAAAUGAUGGCGAGAAAGCAAGGAUUUUCGGAUGUCUUGUACCUAGACGCCGUGAAUAAGAAAAACCUAGAGGAAGUUUCUUCUUCUAAUAUUUUCGUUGUGAAGGAUAAAAUUAUCUCGACUCCUGUCACAGUCGGAACAAUUCUUGAAGGUGUUACUCGAAAAAGUGUUGUAGAGAUUGCUUGUGAUUAUGGUUAUCAGCAGGUGGAGGAGCGAGCUAUUCCGGUGGACGAUUUGGUUGAGGCAGAUGAAGUUUUCUGUACAGGAACUGCAGUAGGCCUUGCUCCAGUAGGCAGUAUAACAUGCCAAGGAAAAAGAUUCGAAUUCAGAAUCAGUGGCGAAUCUGUUUGUAACAAUUUGUACACCAUUCUUCACGGAAUCAAAACAGGUAGAAUUGAGGAUAAAAAGGGAUGGAUCAUUGAGAUCAUUUGAACUAUAUUUGCAGGCUUAUUAAUCCUUCCUGUAAUUAUGAAUAAAUUGUGGGUAAACAUUUGUGCAUUGAAAUCGUUUGAACUAUAAAAUUGAAAACAUAAAUCAAUAGUUACAAUAUUUUAGAGAGUCA
Messenger RNA from Carica papaya (papaya), 1447 nucleotides. The record is from RefSeq and is a predicted model, not a curated record. Lineage: Eukaryota; Viridiplantae; Streptophyta; Magnoliopsida; Brassicales; Caricaceae.